Messenger RNA from Macadamia integrifolia, 2163 nucleotides. Its product is annotated as dual specificity tyrosine-phosphorylation-regulated kinase mbk-2-like. The coding region runs from base 1 to 2148 and encodes 715 amino acids. Gene Ontology annotation, molecular function: ATP binding; protein serine/threonine kinase activity; protein tyrosine kinase activity. Gene Ontology annotation, cellular component: cytoplasm. Gene Ontology annotation, biological process: peptidyl-serine phosphorylation; peptidyl-threonine phosphorylation. The record is from RefSeq and is a predicted model, not a curated record. The transcript has 4 exons. Lineage: Eukaryota; Viridiplantae; Streptophyta; Magnoliopsida; Proteales; Proteaceae.
AUGAUAACAGGUGGAAAGAGGGCUCUUGGAAGUAGUUGGCUUUCUGUAAGUCAGGGCAUUACCGAGGAUAAUUCUGAUUUAGUUUCUGGUUUCGCUACAGUUGGUGAUGGCAUGAGUGAGUCAGUUGACUAUCCAAAUGAUUAUUGGGACUCUGACGAGUAUGAUGAUGACGAGGAUGUGGGAUACAUGAGACAACCAAUUGAAGAUGAAACCUGGUUUCUGUCUCAUGAAAUUGACUAUCCAAGCGACAAUGAAAAAGGAAUAGUGCAUGAGAAUGUUCCAGAUCAGCAGGAAAGGAGUCCAACAAAAGACGAGGAUGAUGAUCAAUCUUUUGCUGAGGACUGUUGCUUCUCUGGUGAGCGAUAUUUUCAGGGAAGAAAUAUUGGACAAGUUGGUGCUUCAGAUGAUCCUAUGGGGCUUUCAAUCUCUGAAAUUUAUGGAAGGAAUGAUGAAAAUGAGCUAAUAGCUCAAUAUGAUGAGCAAUUGAUGGAUGACGAGGAACUAAACUUGAUGCGUGCAGAGCCUGUUUGGCAGGGCUUUGUUACACAGACAAAUGAUCUUAUCAUGUUAAGCAAUGGAAGAGUUCCUAAUGAGGGUGAAAGGCCUCGACCAGAUGAUCUCUGUAUGGAUGAUGAUCAGCGUGGUUCUGUUAGAUCUAUUGGUGUGGGUAUCAACAGUGAUGCCGCUGAUAUAGGCAGUGAAGUACUGGAAAGCUUGGUUGGAGGAAGCAGUGAAGGAGAUUUGGAAUACUUCCAAGAUCAUGAUGUUGGCAUUGGUGUGUCCCGACAUUUGCAGCAUGACACGAAUAAGAGAUAUCUUGAUGGAUUAAAUAGGGACAAGAGAAGGGUAGCUAAGCAGCAUUCUGAUAAGUACAUUAUGGGGAAUGACAAGGUUGCCCCCGUGACUGCAAAUUAUGGUGAUAUUGGAUUUUCUUUUCCUCCCCCAAGAGGUGGGGACUCAAUGCAGGCUAACUCUAGUAAAUUGUUAUUGUCAGGCAGGGAAACUGCUGUUACUGGGGAUGAAAUGGAUGAUUGUGGCAAAGGUUUGAUCGGGACUGAUGACAUGCUUGCCACAUGGAAGCGGAGGAGCAGUGAUUCAUCACCUGUCAAGAGUUCUAGGGAUGAAAAAAAUGCCAAUGUUACAAGGUCAGGAAAUUCUACUGCUUCAACAGUCUCAGACUAUGGGUACACAGAAGGAGAACAUGGUAAGAAAGGUGAAGAAGACAAAGCUAGUGAUGUAAGAGAUGAAGAUCCAGUGAUCACAUUAGAGGAUGAAGAGGCGGCAGCUGUACAGGAGCAAGUGAGACAGAUUAAGGCCCAGGAGGAAGAAUUUGAAACUUUUAACCUAAAGAUUGUUCAUAGGAAAAACAGAACUGGCUUUGAGGAGGAUAAAAACUUCCAUGUUGUUCUAAAUUCUGUAAUUGCUGGGCGGUAUCAUGUUACAGAAUAUCUUGGAUCAGCAGCAUUCAGUAAAGCCAUUCAAGCACAUGACUUGCACACAGGAAUGGAUGUGUGUGUGAAAAUUAUAAAGAACAACAAAGAUUUUUUUGAUCAGAGCCUUGAUGAAAUAAAGCUUCUCAAGUUUGUCAACAAGCAUGACCCUGGUGACAAGUACCAUAUACUACGGUUGUACGAUUACUUCUAUUUUCGAGAGCAUUUGCUGAUCGUAUGUGAACUUCUUAAGGCAAAUUUAUAUGAAUUUCACAAAUUCAAUAGGGAAUCUGGAGGCGAGGUUUACUUUACAAUGCCAAGGUUGCAGUCAAUAACCAUUCAGUGUUUGGAGGCUCUUCAAUUUUUGCAUGGUCUUGGCCUUAUUCAUUGUGAUUUGAAGCCUGAGAAUAUUUUGGUAAAGAGCUACAGUAGAUGUGAGGUGAAGGUCAUAGACCUUGGAAGUAGCUGCUUCGAAACAGAUCAUCUCUGCUCGUAUGUUCAAUCUAGGUCUUAUCGUGCACCAGAGGUUAUCUUGGGGCUUCCUUAUGAUAAGAAGAUAGAUAUGUGGUCACUAGGAUGCAUCUUGGCAGAACUUUGUACCGGAAAUGUAAGUUAUAUAAGACCUCUUCAUUGCUGCAUCACCAUUAUCAAUUUUCCUUUUAUUAUGUUUCUGAUCAAGAAGACAACAAUUAUUCCCAGUAAGUGUUCAAAGAGUUGAAAUCUUUUUCACCCU